AUGAAGAGAGAAAAUGAGACCUCCAUGGUAGGUUUUAUCCUCCUUGGACUUUUCCCAGGAACGAGGUACAUUGGCUUACUCAUCUGCACCAUUCUCCUUUUCUGCUUUGUUGCCAUCACAGGAAAUGCAACCUUGGUCCUCCUUAUUUGUCUGGAUCCCCAACUCCACAGUCCCAUGUACUUCCUACUCAGCCAACUCUCCCUAAUGGACAUCUCCCUCAUCUCCACCACUGUCCCCAAAAUGCUAACCAACUUUUUCUCAGGAACAUCAGAUAUUUCAUACAUUGCCUGUAGAACUCAGGUCUAUUUCUAUGCAGCUUUAGGAGGCAGUGAAUGCAUUCUACUAACCUUUAUGGCCUAUGACCGAUAUGUGGCUAUUUGCAACCCUUUGAGGUAUGUGGCCAUUAUGAAUUCUGAGGUUUGCCUACAGAUGGCCAUUGUGUCCUGGGCAGGAGGGGCAUUUAAUUCCCUAGUCCAUACCACAUAUGCCAUGCAUUAUCCCCGAUGUGGUUCAAGAGUAGUCCAACAUUUCUUUUGUGAACUACAGGCAGUACUCAAGCUAUCAUGUGAGGACACUUCAGCUUAUGAGAAAAUAGUUUUAGUAAUGGGAAUUUUACUUCUUCUUAUACCCUUUGUCCUCAUCCUCACCUCCUAUGCUCUUAUCUUUCUUAAUGUUCUCCACAUUAAUUCUUCCAAGGGGAGAAAUAAAGCUUUCACUACCUGCUCUUCCCAUCUUAUGGUGGUGUUUCUCUACUUUGGUCCAACUAUGUUCAUCUACAUGAUUCCCAGGUCUUUACAAACCUCAGAGCAGGACCAGGGUCUCUCUGUAUUCUAUACCAUUCUUACUCCCAUGUUGAACCCUCUCAUAUACAGCCUACGGAACAAAGAUGUAGGAGAAGCUCUGAGGAAAGUUUUGUGCAAAGGCCUUAUUAUUAGAUAG
Chrysochloris asiatica (Cape golden mole) is the source of this 939-nucleotide messenger RNA. Its product is annotated as olfactory receptor 2M2-like. NCBI's taxonomy places the organism in Eukaryota, Metazoa, Chordata, Mammalia, Afrosoricida, Chrysochloridae. The record is from RefSeq and is a predicted model, not a curated record. Bases 1 to 939 code for a protein of 312 amino acids. Gene Ontology annotation, molecular function: G protein-coupled receptor activity; olfactory receptor activity. Gene Ontology annotation, biological process: G protein-coupled receptor signaling pathway. Gene Ontology annotation, cellular component: membrane. The transcript has a single exon.